Molecule: messenger RNA, 1147 nt
Organism: Dendrobium catenatum
Lineage: Eukaryota; Viridiplantae; Streptophyta; Magnoliopsida; Asparagales; Orchidaceae
Product: chaperone protein dnaJ C76, chloroplastic
Exons: 7
Coding region: 107-979 (290 amino acids)
Source: RefSeq, a predicted model, not a curated record
GAGUGUUGGACUCCACCGGAAAGCCAGCCAUGAUUGAGAAUUUUUACUUCCAUGGAUCAUUUUCAACCGCAAGACCUCGGCUCCGCACGAUAGAGAAGACCGAGAGAUGAGCAGCGCAUUUUUUGGCGCAGGAAGCUCUACGUUGCCGCUCUUCUUCCAAUCCGCUUCGCCCACCUCUGCGGGCUUCACUCCCAUUGAACGCAUUCCACUUGCCCCGAGCUUCGGCUCGUAUUUCCCCAUCAACCCAAGCUCCAAGCGUUUGAGAUCAAUAUGCAAAGAUCGCAGCAGAGAUUCUGCUGGAUUCGAAAAUGAUGCCAGUGAUGCAGGAGUGUCGGAUGAAGAGGAGCACGAGUAUUGGGUCUCAUCGCCGUCGGCUUCCCCGUACCAGAUUCUUGGCAUCGAUCCUGCUUCUUGCUCCCCCGCCCGACUCAAAUCCGCCUUCCGUGCCCGAGUUAAAGAAUUUCAUCCCGAUGUGUACAAAGGAGCAAGUAAUUCAGAUGAAAUUAUUCUUCGAGUAAUAGGUGCAUAUGAGAUAUUGUUGAAGCAUUUCCAGUUUGAAUCUGUAGAGAGGUCUUCAGACCCAUUUGAAGAACCAGAAUCUGAGGCUUUUGAUAUCUUUGUUAACGAGCUCCUAUGCAUCGGAAAAGGCUGCUCGUAUUCAUGUGUAAAACGGGCACCCUAUGCUUUCUCAUUUACUCUCGAGAGUGGCACAGCACGAGUGGUAUCUCAAGGUCAUGUUGAUGAUUACCAAGUUCAGCUCGCUGUUGGACAAUGCCCCAGAAAAUGUAUCCAUUAUGUCACCUCUUCCCAGAGAGUAAUUUUGCAGGAUGUGCUACAAAGGGUGUUGAAUAAUCCUUUCGAUUUGGGUGAAGCUGCCUUCCUCGAAUCACUCAUUUCGAAGGCUAUUUUGAAGAACAGAAGGUAUCAAAAGCCAAAGAGGAAACCAAAGAGUGAUGCACAGUAUGUGGAUUGGUCUUGAAGCUGUUUAAGUUUUUUUUAAGCUUUUAAUGAAAAGCCUGAGGUUGCAGAUUUUGUUAGCGAAAUUAACUAGCCAUUCCUCACAUCCUUGGCCUCACCUAAUGAUUUUAUAUUGUAUGGUUAUGAUAGAUAUCAUGAAAUUUGAUAUGGUCCUUUGACUUUCAUCUCA